Mauremys reevesii (Reeves's turtle) is the source of this 1395-nucleotide messenger RNA. Its product is annotated as serine protease 27-like. Gene Ontology annotation, molecular function: serine-type endopeptidase activity. Lineage: Eukaryota; Metazoa; Chordata; Testudines; Geoemydidae. The coding region runs from base 87 to 995 and encodes 302 amino acids. The record is from RefSeq and is a predicted model, not a curated record. Gene Ontology annotation, biological process: proteolysis. The transcript has 6 exons.
CUCCCUGCUUCAAAGCCGGGGGCUUCCUGCUCCGCUGGCUGGAGGCUGAGCUGGGCCGUCCCGACCCAGAGCUCCUGUGGGGCAGGAUGAUGGGGGGGCUCUGCUCCCAGCUGGCCGCGCUGCUCCUGCUGCUGGUGCUGCCGUCUCCAGCACAUGGUGCUGAGGAGAGUCAAGAUCAGCCAGUGUUCAGCCGUAUCAUAGGGGGGCAGGAUGCACAGGAGGGUAUAUGGCCCUGGCAGGUCAGUGUGCAGAAAUAUGACAAGCGUGAAUACUACCACAUCUGUGGAGGAUCCCUCAUCUCAGCCCAGUGGGUGGUGUCAGCUGCUCACUGCUUCCAUCCCUCUACCCCUGUCUCUGCCUAUCGCAUGAACCUGGGGGAGCACCAGCUCUCCAACCCCUCCCCCACCCGGAUCUCGUCCCCCGUGCGUCGCAUCGUCAGGCACCCCGACUACAACCCAAGCACAGUCAUCGCCGACAUCGCCCUGGUGCAGCUGACGGAACCUGUCGCCUUCACGGAUACCAUCCGCCCCGUCUCCCUGCCGGGGCCCUCCACCCAGUCCCCAGCCGGGGAAAAGUGCUGGGUCACGGGCUGGGGCCGCAUCGGAUGGGGGUGUGGAGAUGUGCUUCCGCCGCCCCGGACGCUUCAGCAGCUGCAGGCUUCUCUCGUUGACGCGUCGACCUGCGAAACGCUCUUGGGGAGCUGCAAACUGUGGAACCAACCCACGAUGCUGUGCGCGAGGGCCCAAGAUGCCCGGAGUGGCCCCUGCAAGGGUGAUUCCGGGGGGCCUCUGGUCUGUCCAAAGGGAAACAGCUUCAUCUUGACUGGGAUCGUCAGCUGGGGGAUUAACUGCACAGGCAGCACACCCCGCCCAGGGGUGUACACCUGGGUCUCGGUCUAUGCCGAGUGGAUCCAGGAGGUCACGGGCAGCGCUGGCCCAUUGGCCUUCUCUCCUGCUGUACUGCUCCUUGCUGGGCUCCUGCUGCCAGCCCUGUGACCUGCCGCCUGGGGCACCAACCCCCCCAGCACAGACGCCUGCCUGAGCUAACACAGCAGCAGGACACCCCUCUGGGUAUGGGCUGUGCUUCCUGGGCAUGGGCUGCAGGGAGAUCGGAGCCGGCAGCCCCCCGCCAGCCAGGGUGUCCAUAGACUCUCUUGGUACUGGGUGUGGGCCCCACAUUCCUGGGGCCUGGGGGACACAGCUGGGAGAGGGUGGUGGAUAGCAGCACAGGGGUGCUAUGGGGGUGGGUAGGGAAGUGGGGGGGUUAUAUCCAGCUCUUCCUGCAGCUCUGUAACACCCUCCAGAGGUGACUGGGAAGCUGACGGGGACGGGCCCCGCAGCCCCUAUGAUCCCGCAACUUGUGCUCUGAAAAUUGUCAAUAAAUCGGCUUUGCAAA